GAUCAUUUAGACUGUUUCAUCAGAGAGCAUAUAAAAGGCCAGAAAACGAUUGCUAAGAUGACGACACACGGGUGGAACGUUGCCAGACAAUCAGUAAUUAUCAAAGGAACUAGAUGUCUGCUAGAACCUGACAAGUUAACACGUACUUUUUCUACUCUACAUAACAAUUCUGUGGAAUAUCAUAAGUUUCUACGGAUUACAAAUUUCGUUGUUGGAAAACCUGCUAUCAAAUCAUCGAGAUUUUCCAUUUUCACUUAUCGUGUUUCUGUUAAAUCUAACAAAUUAUACAAGAUGCCUUACUGCGUGGACAAAUUUUACCCCCAGGUAACAAGCCUGAUGGCGACUCAAGUGACCGAAAGUAAGAGCUCAAAUUAUAAAAUAUCGGGCGUGCCAAUUAUCUCCGAGUUGACACUACCUCUUGCACCAAAAGUACUGGCUUAUAUUGAAGAAUGCGCCAAACUUUGUAAGCCUGACGCUAUCUACAUCUGCGACGGUAGCGAUCAAGAAAACGAAAUAAUGCUCAAGUUGCUGCAAACCAACGGAUCUAUUGAACCUCUGCCGAAAUACGAAAACUGGUAUGUAACCAAAAAUUCCAUUUUUAACCAUUUUCAAUUGCUUCUUUCAAUAACCUCAAUUUUUAGUUGGUUAGCGCGAACGAAUCCAGCAGAUGUUGCUCGUGUAGAAAGCCGCACGUUUAUCAGCACUGAAACGAAAAACGAAACGAUCCCAACUCCCAGGGAAGGAGUCACGGGAACUCUUGGAAAUUGGAUUAGUCCUAAUGGUAUGGAUGAGGCUGUUGCUCAACGAUUUCCGAGUUGUAUGAAAGGCCGUACCAUGUACGUAAUUCCAUUCAGCAUGGGACCAGUUGGGUCACCACUUUCCAAAAUAGGAAUAGAAAUCACUGACUCAGCGUACGUUGUUUGUUCAAUGAGAAUCAUGACUCGCAUGGGUUCCCGAGUCCUUGAUGUUCUUGACAAGAGCGACUUUGUUAAAUGUUUGCAUUCCGUGGGGGUUCCUAGUGCUGAUUCAAAAGUCGAAAUGAAGGCUUCCUGGCCCUGCGAUCCCGAGAGAACGAUAAUUCUCCACAAACCAGCCAAAAAUGAAAUUGUUUCCUAUGGAAGCGGGUACGGAGGCAACUCUUUGUUGGGCAAAAAAUGCUUUGCUCUCAGAAUCGGCUCCACGAUUGCUAAAAAAGAGGGCUGGCUUGCUGAACAUAUGCUGAUUUUAGGAAUCACAAAUCCAAAAGGCGUGAAGCGAUACAUUGCUGCAGCGUUCCCAAGUGCCUGCGGAAAAACGAAUCUCGCAAUGAUGCAGCCGACUUUGCCAGGUUACAAAAUAGAGUGUGUUGGAGAUGAUAUUGCUUGGAUGAGAUUCGACAAACAAGGACGUUUACGGGCUAUCAACCCUGAGAACGGAUUUUUCGGAGUCGCUCCUGGUACAGCAAGUGCCACCAAUCCAAACGCGAUGAAGACUAUCUUCAAGAACACAUUAUUCACCAAUGUGGCUCGGACCAGUGACGGUGGAGUCUUCUGGGAAGGGCUGGAGAAUGAAAUUGACAAGGAUAUUGGAAUUACUGAUUGGCACGGAAAUCCGUGGUCCCGUGACUCAAAAACUCCGGCCGCUCAUCCAAACUCUCGGUUCUGCACACCAGCAAAUCAAUGCCCGAUCAUCGAUCCAGCUUGGGAAGAUCCUGAGGGGGCUAAAGUUAUAAUGCACGAUCCAUUCGCUAUGCGACCUUUCUUUGGCUACAACUUUGGGCACUAUCUCCAACAUUGGCUUAGUAUGGAACAGGUAAAAGACGCCAAGCUGCCAGAUAUCUUCCAUGUAAAUUGGUUUAGAAAAGACGCAAGCAAACGAUUCUUAUGGCCAGGCUUUGGUGAAAAUUCUCGAGUUCUUGAUUGGAUCUUGCGUCGAGUAGAAGGCGAAGAUAUUGCCCGUGAUUCAGCCAUCGGCUUCAUUCCAAAAGAUGGAACACUUAAUACCGAAGGUUUGAAAGACAUCAAUUUGGAGGAGUUAUUCAAAUUACCCAAAGAUUUUUGGGAAAAAGAAGUCAAAGAACUGAAAGAAUAUUUCGACGCUCAAGUGGGUAAAGAUCUUCCGGUGGCUAUUUCUACGGAAUUGAAUAAUCUUGAAAAGAAUGUUGCGAAACUUCACUAA
This is a messenger RNA of Cotesia congregata, 2157 nucleotides long. NCBI's taxonomy places the organism in Eukaryota, Metazoa, Arthropoda, Insecta, Hymenoptera, Braconidae. The record is from the annotation of a GenBank genome assembly.